AUGAGUUUCGGAAAGCUUUACUGGUACCCUAAGGCGCCUCGUGCGACUCAGUGUCUCUACAUCGCCGAGUACAACAAGCUCGAUAUCGAGUUCGUUGAGGCAUGGCCCAUUAAGGUCGACCCCAGCAAGGGUGGUGUUGGUCAGGCAUACUUGGAGAAGUUCCCUCCGGGAAAGGUCCCCGCUCUUGAGCGUCCCGAUGGCUUCACAUUGUUCGAGUGCAUUCCCGUAGCGAUCUAUCUGGCGAAGCAAGACCCUAACACCAAGCUCUUGGGCUCAACACUCGAGGAGGAGGCGACGAUAUUGAAGUGGGCUUCUUUCGCUAACAGCGAGCUCCUGCCCCCCAUCAUGGCAUGGAUCAAUCCCGUUAAGGCUAAGGAGCCAGCUGCUCCCGAGGUUCUGGCGGCGGCAGAGAAGAACAGCGAGGGUAUGGUCAGCGUUGUGGAGAAGGCUUUGACGGGCAAGAAGUUCCUCGUUGGAGACCAGCUCACGAUAGCCGACCUUUUCGUUGUGGCAGCUAUUGCCAGAGGAUACCAGUUUGUCUUUGCCAAGAAGUGGACGGAAGCGCACCCCGCCAUCCACGAUUGGUACUGGCGAAUCAAGAGCGAUGAUAUCUGGAAGAAGAUUGAUGGAGAGCCUUACGUUUUGGACGUUAUGGAUGACACUCUACCUCGACCGUUCAAAUGCGCUACGUGUAAAAAGGGGUUCACGCGUCAGGAGAACCUGAAGCGCCAUGUCAACACGCCUUCGAGUCCUGUAUCUUCAAUCGUUGACCGUUUGUUAGACCACAAGGGACGAAAUGCACCCGUAUUUCCAUGCUCUCAAUGCAAUGCCAAGUUCGCGCGCAGCGACUUGAGGAAACGGCAUGUUGAGAAUUGCCAUAUCUCAACCUCCGCGUCGCCUUCGAAAACAGCUCCCCCGCCUUCCCUGACACCAACGGUCGGAGAUUCUCCAAGCACAGCAGCAUGGCUCGAUGUGCUGCUAACGCAUCCCCCGCAACCUCAAGGCGAUAUGCUUGAGCCGAUGCAACAAAUCAGCCAGAGCUAUGAACAGACAUCACCGGCUGAAAUCCGGUGCGUCGAGAGCUUUUUCGAAGGCUUUCAUCGCAACUUUCCGAUACUCCACGAGGCGUCUUUUCACAUUGUGUCGACCCAAGUACCACUCCUGAAUGUCAUCACAUGUAUAGGUAGUCUUUACUGCGAAUCGACUGUAGAUGAAGCGACACGCAAGGCAGUCUUUGAGUCGACAUUGUCUUCACUGCAGCAAUAUGUGGAGCAAAAUCGAUCGAGAUAUCAAGAAACAUGGGUCUUGCAGACUUUUCUCCUCCUCGAGUUCCUCGGCAUUUACGGCGGCAACGACACAAGCUUCCUCAAAGCGCAACGAAUACACCGCGACCUGAUCGAUGCCAUUCGCUUACUUCAAAUGUCGCAAGACAGUUCGCUCGAAUCUCUGUCGAUGACCUCUGGGGAAGACAGCGGCUACGGUGAAGAAGGUGACGAGGACGACAUGCAGGAGCCUGUGAGUGCGGAAGCUCUCACUGAGCAGUGGCAAGACUUCAUACGAAAGGAGUCAAGAAAGCGUUGCGUGUAUAUGCUUUAUCUCCUGGACUCCCAGCUCGCUAUUCUCUGCAAUCUUCGACCAAUGCUAUCAUCUCUCGAGAUCAAGUACGAUCUUCCAUGCUGCGAAGACAUAUGGUUGGCGCGCUCAGACAGAGAUUGGUCCGAGAAGCGGCGACAGCGCUUCAAGUCUUUUGACGAACCCGACGAUCAAGCAUACGCACAUGAGACGCCGCCAAGUCAGGGCUUCUUCUACGAAGCGUCUCAGACUCUCCUCCACGCCAAUCGAAACGACGACAGCCAGAGAGGCCCUGGAGAGAAACACAAACCGAAGAAGCUGAGAUUGCUAUGGGCAUCCCCAUUUGCUGCCGUCAUCUUGGUGACGCAGCUGCAGAUGAUGGCUCGCGAACUUACCCAUGCCAGUUGUCUUCUAGAGCGCCCAAAGGCUCAACGGCGCGCUCUGUCAAUAUUGACUGAUAAGCAACACGCACAGAUUUCCCAAGCCCUCAAGAGCAUUGCUGAGUUGGUGCCACGAAGUCAAAAGCCCGUCUUCAGCUUUUUCGACUUUGGCCGCAUGGAUGUUCUGUCGGAUAGUCAUGAUGACCAGACACCUCUAUGGCACACCUUCUGGAUAUUGUGGUAUUAUACGUCUAUUACUCUAUCGCAUCCGGACUCUUUGCUGGUUAGUGGAGUUGUGGAGUCGAAUCUGCCUUUAGCGAUAGCUACGGCCGGUCACUUGGCAACACCCAGAAGUAAAGACAAGCGGGACAUCUACGAAGAUCGUGACGUCUUCAGAAUACUCAAUGAUCUUGAAAUGGCCCUCGAUCUUCUAAAUCCGAUCAAGUCCACUGCUCCUCCUGCCCUCGAGAACCCCUUCAUAACACUCCUCGGCUUCAAGAUCUGCCUCGUAGGCUGGCGUCUAGUCCGCCUGACAAUGCCAGCCGCACAACGUAGUAACGACAAUAGCGGAGGUAUGAUGCUGGGUAACAGCAACAAUGGAAGGUCGAACCCAAGUCGCUUUGUGCUGGACGCCAUCAUGGCUUGCGUUGGAACCGGAGGAGACGAUGGUGCAGAGAAUGCUGCGGCUGCGCUAGCUAUGCUGGACAGACCUGUUGAUCUGGCGAGGAGCGAAGUGCGCUUUUUGGAAUGGAUUGUGGCGAACUUUACGAAGCGAACGACCUGGCCAGUUGGAAGUUGGGUCGCGGCAGUGAUGCAUGAGAGUCUAGCAAAAGCGAGGGAGGCGUACGCAGCGCCGAUGAGUGAAUGA
Messenger RNA from Colletotrichum gloeosporioides, 2820 nucleotides. RefSeq names its product putative sterigmatocystin biosynthesis protein stcT. Gene Ontology annotation, molecular function: zinc ion binding; RNA polymerase II cis-regulatory region sequence-specific DNA binding; DNA-binding transcription factor activity, RNA polymerase II-specific. The record is from RefSeq and is a predicted model, not a curated record. Bases 1 to 2820 code for a protein of 939 amino acids. The transcript has 12 exons. Gene Ontology annotation, cellular component: chromatin. NCBI's taxonomy places the organism in Eukaryota, Fungi, Ascomycota, Sordariomycetes, Glomerellales, Glomerellaceae. Gene Ontology annotation, biological process: regulation of transcription by RNA polymerase II; DNA-templated transcription.